Molecule: messenger RNA, 1299 nt
Organism: Fundulus heteroclitus (mummichog)
Lineage: Eukaryota; Metazoa; Chordata; Actinopteri; Cyprinodontiformes; Fundulidae
Product: calretinin
Exons: 11
Coding region: 1-816 (271 amino acids)
Biological process (GO): regulation of presynaptic cytosolic calcium ion concentration; regulation of long-term synaptic potentiation
Cellular component (GO): synapse; terminal bouton; dendrite
Molecular function (GO): calcium ion binding
Source: RefSeq, a predicted model, not a curated record
AUGGCAACCCAGGCGGAGCAGCUACCCCACCUGCACCUGGCGGAGCUCACCGCGGCGCAGUUCAUCGACAUCUGGAAACAUUUUGACACAGACGGAAACGGCUACAUAGAGGGGAAGGAGCUGGAGAGCUUCUUCACAGAGCUGGAGACUGCGAGGCGAGGCGCUGGCGUGGAUCCCUCACAUGCUUUGUUCAAGGAAAAGUUGAAAGAGUUCAUGGCCAACUUUGACAAAAACUCUGACGGCAGAAUUGAGAUGUCUGAGUUGGUCCAGAUUCUGCCAACAGAGGAAAACUUCCUGAUCUGCUUCAGAGAGUUUGUGAGAUCCAGUGCUGAAUUCAUGGAUGCUUGGCGGCGGUACGACACUGAUCGUAGCGGAUACAUCGAGUCCAAUGAGCUGAAGGGUUUCCUGUCGGACCUGCUGAAGAAGGCCAACAGAGACUAUGACGACAAGAAGCUCAACGACUACACACAGACAAUACUGAGGAUGUUUGACCUGAAUGGUGACGGUAAGCUGGGCCUCUCCGAGAUGGCGAGGCUUCUUCCUGUCCAGGAGAAUUUUCUGAUCAAGUUUCAGGGUAUCAGACUCACCGUUAAAGAAUUUGACUCGCUCUUCGCUUUCUACGAUAAGGAUGGCAACGGCUACAUUGAUGAGCAGGAGCUGGAUGCUCUGCUGAAGGACCUCUGUGACAAGAACAAAAUGGACCUGGACUCGACCGGGCUGGUGGACUACAAGAAGAGCAUCAUGGCUCUGUCCGACGGGGGGAAACUGUACCGCACUGAGAUGGAGAUCGUCCUGUGCCGGGACUCCACGCUGUGACCUGCCUGCCUGCUUGCCUGCCUGCUUGCCUGCCUGCUUUGCCUGCCUGGGACCCUCCUGUCUUCCUGCACUGCUUCCUCCUUCCUACCUCUCUAUGUAACCCGGUGCAUGUGUGACCUCUCGCCAAAAACACUUCCAGUAAAGACGAAAAGUGCGCCUGAAGGCACAGAAAACACCCGCUGAUCUCGCCAUUUUUAGACUUCUGAAAUUCUUUUCUUUUAAGACAUAAAGCUGUGUAUUUACAUUUUAUCGGCAACUGAACAAAUAUUGUGUAUUAUGCGUUGUAUUUUUAAAUGAUUUGCAUAUGUUCUCCGUAGGUUUUAAGAGGAAUAACUGUUCUGUAGCAUCUCCUUGUUUGGAUUAUUUCAGGUUAAUUUGUCAUAAUGUUCUUGUUUUAUUUAUUGAGGCUGGUACUGUUCUAUAGAAAUAUAUAAAUGAGAUAAUAAAUAAAUCGACCAUAAAUCCAGAAGCCAUCGCAGCGAA